CGUCCUGUAUAACUGCUCUCCCACAAACCCUUCAGCUUCAGAAAUCACAAGGAAAACCAAUUAGUCUCUGAGUUGAUUCUUAAACCUUUGAAUCUUUUCAAAAAUGGAAAAGGAAGAGGUUGUUCUGUUGGAUUUCUGGGCAAGUCCCUUCGGGAUGAGAGCCAGGAUCGCUUUGGCCGUGAAAGGCAUAAACUACGAGCACAAGGAAGAAGAUUUGAGCAACAAGAGUGGUUUGCUUUUGAAAACCAACCCGGUUCUUAAGCAAAUCCCGGUUCUAAUCCACAAUGGGAAACCCGUUUGUGAAUCGCUCAUCGUGGUUCAGUAUAUUGACGAGGUUUGGCCUCACAGAUCUCCUCUGCUCCCUCUUGAUCCUUACCAAAGAGCCACUGCUAGAUUCUGGGCAGAUUUCGUCGAAAAGAAGAUAUGUAGUCUCGAGAGCAGGAAAAUAUGGGCAGCAAAGGGAGAAGAGCACGAAGCAGCAAAGAAAGAGUUCAUCGAGAGCUUGAAACUGCUGGAAGGAGAGCUCGGAAACAAGGCUUAUUUUGGUGGCGAAAAUCUCGGUUAUGUCGAUGUUGUGUUGGUUCCGAUGUAUAGCUGGUUUUAUGCAUACGAAAAGUGUGGGAAUUUCAGUUUCGAAACAGAGUGUCCGAAGCUGGUUGCAUGGGCUAGAAGGUGCUUGGAGCAAGAGAGUGUUUCCAAGUCCCUGCCUGAUCAAGAGAAAAUCUACGAGUAUGCUUUGCAAUUGAAGAAAAGGUUUGGAUUUGAGUGAAGUUCAAGACAAGAACAACAAGAGCAAUACUGUGUUUGGAAAUAAAUUUGAGCACUUAGUAGUGCUUUGGGAUGGUGAUUUGGUACUUGUUUUGUAAGUUCGAGUUUGAAUUUAGAAUUUAAUGUCAAUUAGAAUUAAAACGACUUUAGUUA
Molecule: messenger RNA, 921 nt
Organism: Hibiscus syriacus
Lineage: Eukaryota; Viridiplantae; Streptophyta; Magnoliopsida; Malvales; Malvaceae
Product: probable glutathione S-transferase parA
Exons: 2
Coding region: 104-769 (221 amino acids)
Biological process (GO): glutathione metabolic process
Cellular component (GO): cytoplasm
Molecular function (GO): glutathione transferase activity
Source: RefSeq, a predicted model, not a curated record